CCGCGCCCCGCGCCCCGCGCCCCGCGCCCCGCCAUGUACGACCCGGAGCGCGGCUGGAGCCUGUCCUUCUCGGGCUGCGGCUUCCUCGGCCUGUACCACAUCGGCGCCACCCGCUGCCUGAGCGAGCGCGCGCCGCACCUCCUGCGCGAUGCGCGCAUGCUCUUCGGCGCCUCGAGCGGCGCGCUGCACUGCGUCGUCUGCACGGCCGGGAUCCCGCUGGACCUUACUCUGCAGAUCCUCAUGGAGUUAGUCAGGAUGGCCAAAAGAAGGAACAUUGGCAUCUUUCAUCCAUCCUUCAACAUAAGCAAAUAUAUCCGAGACAAUCUCUGCAAAUACCUCCCAGCUGACAUCCACAAACGCAUCUCCGGCAAAGUCUGCAUCUCACUCACCAGAGUGUCGGAUGGGGAAAAUGUGUUGGUGUCUGAUUUUCAUUCCAAAGAUGAAGUUGUGGACGCCCUGCUGUGCUCCUGCUUCAUCCCUGUCUACUGCGGCUUAAUCCCCCCCACCUUCCGAGGCGUGCGAUAUGUAGACGGAGGAGCGAGUGACAACAUGCCCUUACUUGAUGCCAAAACGACCAUCACUGUCUCCCCCUUCUACGGGGAGUAUGACAUCUGCCCUAAAACCAGGUCCACGAACUUUCUUCACGUGAACAUCAGCAACUUCAGACUGCGCAUCUGCUCAGAGAACAUCCACCUUCUUAUGAGAGCGCUUUACCCCCCGGAGCCCAAGGUGCUUGGAGAGCUAUGCCUUCGAGGAUAUCUGGACGCGCUGCGGUUCUUGGAAGAGACAGGCAUCUGUAACAGGCCGCAGCCGUUCCCGGAGUUGCCCCCAGAAGACAAGGAGUCGGAGGUCGCUGGGCCCUGCUGGGAGAACAUGAGCCUGGAGUCUUCCCUGGGGCCGGCUGCCACGGAGACGGGGCUCGAGGGGGCUGAGCUGCUGGACCGCCUGGGCCUCAGCAUGCUGCCCUGGGACAAGAGCAUCCUGACCUGGGACAAGGGCAUCCUGCCUUGGGAUAAGAGCAUUCUGGGGACCCUCUCGCCCACGCUCACUAGAGCGCUGAGCAGAGCAGUCAUGGACAGAGGGGGCUACAUGAGCAGGAUCUGCAACUUCUUUCCGGUCAAGAUCAUGUCCUACGUGAUGCUGCCCUGCACGCUGCCCGUGGAGUCUGCUGUCAUUUUCACCCAGCGACUGGUGGCGUGGCUUCCUGACGUUCCCGAGGACGUGCGGUGGAUGCAGCAGGCGACCUCGAAGAUCAGUUCGAGAGUGAUGGCGCGUCUGCUCCCCUCGGCCAGACCCCAAAUGCCAGCAAGCGGCCCAAAGGCCUCUCCGUGCAAACCAGACACGCCGGCACGUGGAGAUCCCCCGCUUCUGUGUGGACCUGGGUGCUGUCCCACGGGCUGUCCAAGAGGGGCUGAAGCUGAGGCCACCCCGCAGUCCAUCCUGAAAUCCGGCCCGACCUUCUCCUCGGGCAGCAGCGUGCCUGCGGGGUGCAGGGCGCUCCGCCUCCCGCUUUCCACUGGAGGGGAGUGGCCGGGGCAUUUGAGGAGGCAAGUCUGGGCAGCUCCUUCGGAGGUCCUCACCCUUCCCGAGCCUCGAGCAGCUACUGCUGUGCAAUGACCCCACAAAGGCAGUGGGCUUGGUUUUAUGGAAAGCUAGGAAGUGACCUGUGAAAUAUGCGGAAGUCCGGCGCUUAAGGAAAUCCAGUGUUUGAGUGUCACUUAGCUCAGCUGCUUGGGAAAUGGCAGUGGAAGCCCAGCACAGCGGUCCGUCACCUGCUCUGUCUCACAGCCCUGCCAGUGGUUGGACUGUCCCCCUGCGAGGUUCCUAGAAUGGCGGGGCCCCGUGGUCAGGGGCUGGGCUGGCCUUUGUGCAGUCUGGGGGUGGGAGGAAGACAGAAGCGUGACCUCCCCGCCCCUCUAGGAAGCUGUCAGUGCAGGGGGACGGGGUGCAGUCGUUUCCCAUGAAGGGCACCACCUGUCAGAUGACAUUAAAAGGUGAUAACUUACAUCAUCUUAGAACACCUUUUUCAUCUAACUAAAAUAAUUUCUAAAACGUAAGGGGAUUGUAUUAUCUGUUGAAUUGUGUAUUGUGUGAAUCAGUGAGAUGUUAAUAGAACAAGCUUUAAAAAAAUAAAAAACCAGCCUGCAAGGCGGUCACCGGCCGGCAGUGGCCACCACCUUGCCGCUGGCGUCCCCACCACGGCCUGGCCGAACUCGGCUCCUUUUUAACUGCACGCUUCUGGCCUGCCCUCCUUUUUUUCUCUUUGCAUUCUCUCACCGCCUCAGCCUGUCUCUGUCCUUCCUACUCUGUCAGGCUUGCUGGGGCAAGCCUUUGAGACGAGAAGCCACCUUUUGCCCAGGUGUACGAGUGCGUUAGCAAGCUCCCUGUAAUAUGACCGCAGAUGAAAUGUGUGUGUUUCUUCCUAGCUAUGCAUUUGAGUGUAAGAUAUAUAUAUAUAGAUAUAGACGUAGAUAUAGAUAUAGAUAUAACAAAAGCAAAAAAACGAAAGAAACAGUAAUGUGCUCGAACUCCUAAAGGUGGCAAAGAAGGUUACGACUCUCACCUGUAUUGUGCAAGUGGCCUGGAGUGGAAGAGCUGGCAAGUUCGGACGAAGCGCUUUAUUGAGGAGUGGGGAGGUGUGGUUCUGGGGCAAACUCCGUGUGAGCCUGUUCUCUUGACGAGAUUGUGAAAUAAGGAGUGGUCACCUAGUGCACGGAAGCCCCCUGCAGGGCAGGAGUUUGAACCUGGGUCCUUCCUUCCCCAGGGGCUGAGUGCUUGCCCCCGAGGGAGCUGAGUGCUGGUGAGUGGUGGGCUCUUCCACCUGCCACCCCGCUGGGUGUCAGAGCCAGGCUCUGCCCCCCCCCAGAGCUGGAAUGGGGUGGGGGAGGCCACACCUGACACCCACCUGGACUCUUAGCAACACACCCUCAUACCUUGCCAAGUUUCCCAGUAGGCUUCCUUCUGUCUCUCCUCUGUUGGAACCACAUCUUCGGUCAUUAGUUGAAUUUGGUAUAACUAAACUUUACCAGUGCUUUCUAACCAGUGUAUUUCCAUAUAGACAGAUACAUAUAUGGGUUUUGUGACCAUUAUUGGGGAACAAAUAUGUUAAAUGGCUGAUGGGAUACCAUGGGGCUUAUUUUCUUUCUGCUUUUAUAAAAUUACUCGACCUUCUUAAAACGAGCACUUGUUUUAUAAUUUUUAUUAAGUGUGUACUAAGAGAAGGAAGUAAGGAAGUGUAAAGCUCUUUUAGAAAUGGCCAAGGCCUCCCUCCCGCCUGUGCCUCAAAUGCCACCCUGCCCUCCUUCCCUGCCAGCCCCUAGGAAGAUCCCAGCAGGCACUGCCUCCAGGCCUUCCCCUCUGAACCGCCUCCAGGGAAGUAUAUGAAAACGGUCUGAGUUCCUCCACCUCGUCCAAUCAAGCCUUCUCUUUAAUGUAUGGUGCUUUUAUGCUUUGGAACAAACCACUCAGGAAUAAUCAACGUGUAGUGUAUGUAAUAUCAGGGAGCAACAGUCUUUAUUUGGUAAAUAGCAAAACUUAGUGCCGAGCAUGCGCCCAAUUUUGUUACAAAAAUAAAAUGUGUGUGGGUGUGUUUAUGUAUCUGUGUGUGUAUACAUAGAAAAAAGACCGAAAGAAUGUAUACCAACAUAUUUAUAGUAAUCAUUAGGCUGUUAUUUGCAACUGUAUUUUUUUUUUUGAGACAAAGUCUCACUUGGUUGCCCCAAGUAGAGUGCCGUGGC
Microcebus murinus (gray mouse lemur) is the source of this 3737-nucleotide messenger RNA. It is a transcript of the gene PNPLA3, whose product is annotated as patatin like domain 3, 1-acylglycerol-3-phosphate O-acyltransferase. The record is from RefSeq and is a predicted model, not a curated record. Gene Ontology annotation, cellular component: lipid droplet; cytoplasm; membrane. Lineage: Eukaryota; Metazoa; Chordata; Mammalia; Primates; Cheirogaleidae. Gene Ontology annotation, biological process: triglyceride catabolic process; lipid homeostasis. Gene Ontology annotation, molecular function: triacylglycerol lipase activity.